This is a messenger RNA of Scedosporium apiospermum, 1209 nucleotides long. RefSeq names its product EXS family protein. Lineage: Eukaryota; Fungi; Ascomycota; Sordariomycetes; Microascales; Microascaceae. The record is from RefSeq and is a predicted model, not a curated record. Bases 1 to 1209 code for a protein of 402 amino acids. The transcript is spliced from 2 exons. Gene Ontology annotation, cellular component: membrane; cytoplasm.
AUGAGUGACGACCAUGACAUCCACGAGCUCGACUCGUUUAGCUUGCAAUUUCCGCUGCCUUAUCGAGUUGGGUUUAUAAUAGCAGCAGGUAUCUGGGGUUGGGGAAUCAAUCUCCAUCUCCUCCAUCGCUACAAGAUCGAUGUGCCCGCCCUCAUCCGAUAUCCACCCCGAACAUCGACAAACCAAGCUCCCCACCAUGUCUCGGCAUACCGACUCGCCGCCCUGAUAACCUUCUUCUUCUGCUUCUCGCUCGUUACGUUUUGGAUCUUCACCGGUGGAUCCGCCGCGCACGUCGUCUCCUACGACUGGCUCCCCGUCAGCUUCCUCGCGUCGCUCUGCGUCCUGUUCCUCGCACCCCUACGCAACUUUAUCCACGGCGGCCGCAGUAGAUUCCUGGCGACCUUGCGACGAAUCAGCCUCGGCGGGCUGGCGGAAACGAAGGACGGCAAGUUCGGCGACAUCAUACUUGCCGACGCCCUGACGAGCUACGCGAAGGUCAUCGCGGACCUCUACGUCGUCGUGUGCAUGUUCUUCACGCCAGGCAGUUCGGCAACGGGUCCUCCUAACCGUACGUGCGGCGGUAACCUCGUGCCCCUGAUCGUGGCCAUCCCGAGCGUGAUCCGGCUGCGGCAGUGCCUCAUCGAGUACCUGCGCGUGCGGAAGUCGCCGUUCAACCCGGCCGUCGGUUGGGGCGGACAGCACCUCGCCAACGCCCUCAAGUACUUCACGGCAUUCCCCGUCAUCAUCUUCGGCACCCUCAUGUCCCGGCUACCUCCGGACCAGCCCGACUAUUCCCUCAACCGCGCGUGGGUCAUCGCCUCGCUCGUCCAGUCGCUAUACUCGUUUUACUGGGACGUCGCUAAGGAUUGGGACCUCACGCUAUUCUCGUCGGCGAAGGAGCGGCUGUCGGCUGAGUAUCCAGCCGGACUAAGGUGGAGGACAGUGUUUGAGCCGUGGACUUACUACUCCGUCAUCGCGCUCGACUUGGUGCUCCGCCUCACGUGGAUAUUCAGGCUUGGGCCGGGUCUGACGCGGCUGCCGGACGCGGAGAAGACGGUUUUCAUCUUGCACUUCCUCGAGGUGUUUAGGCGGUGGAUUUGGAUCUUUUUUAGAGUCGAGACGGAGUGGGUUAGGAGCACGUCUACGGGGUUGGGACUGGAUGAUAUCUUACUCGGGGACUAUGAUGGCAAGCACGAGGAUGAGGACUAA